ACUUGUCAUUGUCAAUGUCAAGUCCGUGCUGUUAACCUUUUUGUUUUUUGAAAGUUUCACAAUAUUUUUCCAUUAGGAAAUAAUUAUUCUAUUAGGUAUCAUAACAUUUUUAUUGCUGUAAAAACUAAAAGUAAAACGAAAUGGCAGAUAAGGACGACCUCGAAGACAGUCAAUAUCCGGACAAUGAUGAAUAUGUUCCGUACGUGACAGCCGGCAACCUUGCACAAAGAAACGGCGCCAAAGUGAGCCUAUGGGGAAAAGUUACAAAAGUUUCUGCCAGCGAAGGUUUCUAUAUAAAAACUGUUGAUGACCAAGAGAUACUCAUUAGGUUAAAGAAACCUUUAAACGAGCCUUUGGAAGGGUGGUAUGAAAUUCAUGGUUUAUCACAAGGGAAGAGUAUUCUUUGUGACGAAUAUGUUCCAAUGUCCUGUGAUAUGGCAAAGAAUAUUGAUAUAGGAGGUCACAAAAGUCUUGCCAAGCUGCUGGCAGCGUUAGAUGAUCCCUGGAAUUUGGGUGAAGAGUCCAAUGGGAUGCAGGGUGUCACCGCAAUGGAUGAUAAUUUUUAAGUUUUAACUGUUAGGUGUUAAGAGUAUUUAAGUUUGCAUUUGUUAUAAUAAAUUGUAUGCGUUCUUUGA
Bicyclus anynana (squinting bush brown) is the source of this 635-nucleotide messenger RNA. RefSeq lists its product as uncharacterized. NCBI's taxonomy places the organism in Eukaryota, Metazoa, Arthropoda, Insecta, Lepidoptera, Nymphalidae. Gene Ontology annotation, biological process: DNA repair; DNA replication; DNA recombination. The transcript has a single exon. Gene Ontology annotation, cellular component: nucleus. Gene Ontology annotation, molecular function: DNA binding. The record is from RefSeq and is a predicted model, not a curated record. Bases 141 to 566 code for a protein of 141 amino acids.